This is a messenger RNA of Mastomys coucha (southern multimammate mouse), 1329 nucleotides long. RefSeq names its product chromosome unknown C10orf120 homolog (gene CUNH10orf120). Lineage: Eukaryota; Metazoa; Chordata; Mammalia; Rodentia; Muridae. The transcript has 3 exons. Bases 57 to 1058 code for a protein of 333 amino acids. The record is from RefSeq and is a predicted model, not a curated record.
GUCUCAGAUACAAACUCCAGGCGGUAACACCUUCUGCCCUAACCUAUUGCCGGAGCAUGAUUAAGGAGUGGGAAAACCACCUUCAGAGGUAUAAAAGCCAGAGAGAUGGACAGCUCAAGGCUCAGGAAGGAACCACAGCUGAGGGGGAGCAACAUAAUAGAAAGCCAUCCAAGAUCCGCAGUGACAGCCAGCCCUGGAUAGUUCCAGAUUUCCCACGCUGCAAAGAGGACCUCUGUACUCCAUCACCUUUGGGGAUAUGGACGGCAUUCUACAAAUCGGACCCACGCAUUGCCCUUGGAAAAUACUCCCCAAUGGAACAAGAAAUUCUACAACUAGGUGGUGUUCACACCAUAGCAGCAAGACGAUUUUUGGCUGACAAACACUACAAAGAGUGGAGGAUGCUGAGAGAACUCCAGAAGCAGUCUGCAGACUACAAAAGGGCCGCAGAGUUGGGAAGAGACCCCUCUUGUUGUGCUGUGUGUGGUCCGCCAGAAAAAAUAUGGACAGCAAAGGUGUCUGUGCCUGCUGAGGAGUUCCAAACGCCGCACCGAGAGAUAAUCGGCAUCAAGAAGCACAUCAAAAGAAUGCAGCUGGCAAGAGCCCUGGGAAACAAACAGUUUUCUACAAAUAUUGAAAGGCUCAGGAGAGCCGCGUUGCACUCAGGAGCAGAUCUGGGUUCCCCAGGGACAGACAAGUCCAAUGGAGAGGGAGAGGAUGGUGACAGGGGUAGCAAUGAUAGAACCAGUCAGAGAGACAAAAGGGAGACCAAGUUAGAACCCACAAAUAAACGAGAAGUCACACUGAAUGUGGUUUUCAAGUCAGAAGAAACCAAAAGCUGUGUGGUAUGCCAUCGGAAUGAUCGGAAACCCUUCCUCCCUGAGAAGAGACCGGAGCGGCAUAUCACGGGCCUCACAAACAGAAACCUCUUCCCUAUCGUUUGCUUUCCUGGAGACCUGAUGCUCAUGAACCAGGAUUUUAUAUCAAAGGGAAUCCACCCGAAUGACGCCAUUAAAAUCUACUGGCUGCCGGAAGAGGAUCUCUGCAAGGCGCCCAAGUAAAGGCCUGCUUGCUGCCCACAUGGAAGCUCUAUCUAGUCCUGAGCGUGAGCAAGUGUACUGUUCCUCAUGUCUCCUAAACAGUAUGCCCCAGGCUCCUUCCCCUCUGCUCUUCUUUUGAGCUCCCUGGCUCCUGCUAUGUCUCUACAGUAUUUCCAAGAUGAGACCCUAUUGCGGAGGCUUCCGUAUUUCCAAAAGCUCUUGAGUCUUAGCCACCACUUUCACCACCACCGUUAGUUCUAAACAAUGGGCUUGCCCCAACUGGCUGAACUGG